CCGGCCGCGCUUCUUUCCCCGGACCGCCGGAAGUGGAGCUUCCGGAAUAGGCUUCCGUGCGGGAAGUGGAGCUUCGGUAUUCAGAGUCCGAGCGUGAUGACGCGCGUACGCGGGAAUACGUGAGGACGCAGGCGGGUCUUAGAGAGAGUGCUGCUCCCUGCGUGCCUUCCUGGGUUCCUAAUCCAACGCACUUCACCAUCUGUGCUCCUGAUAUCCCGCCAUGCAGCGGAGAUCAAGAGGGAUCAACGUCGGGCUCCUUAUGCUACUUUCUCAAGUGGUCCAUGUUGGGAUCAACAAUAUUCCACCUGUUACCCUGGCAACCUUGGCUCUCAACAUCUGGUUCUUCCUGAAUCCUUUGAAGCCCCUGUACUACUCCUGCAUCAGUGUGGAAAAGUGUUACCAGCAAAAAGACUGGCAGCGUUUACUGCUUUCUCCCCUGCACCAUGCAGAUGACUGGCAUUUGUAUUUCAACAUGGUGUCCAUGCUCUGGAAAGGAAUAAAGCUGGAGAGAAGACUGGGGACCAGAUGGUUUGCCUAUCUCCUCACCACAUUUUCCCUACUUACAGGGGUGGUGUAUUUGGUCUUGCAGUUCACUCUUGCCGAAUUAAUGAAUCAACCCGACUUCAGAAGGAACUGUGCUGUCGGUUUCUCAGGAGUUUUGUUUGCUUUGAAAGUUCUUAGCAAUCAUUACUUCCCUGGCGGCUUUGUCAACGUUUUGGGCUUCCUUGUCCCCAACAGAUUGGCUUGCUGGGCAGAGCUGGUGGCCAUUCACUUUUGCACCCCAGGGACUUCCUUCGCUGGGCAUCUGGCUGGCAUUCUUGUUGGGCUGAUGUACACUCAGGGUCCUUUGAAGAAAAUCAUGGAGACAUGUGCAGGCAUUUUUUCCUCCACUGUUGGGUAUCCAGGACAGCAGUACUACUUUAAUAGUGCAGGCCCCUCUGGCUAUCAGAAUCACUACCCAGAUGGCAGGCCAAGGGCCUAUGAAGACACUCAUAGGAACUACGAUGUCUACACAGCAGGACUGAGCGAGGAGGAACAGCUGGAAAGAGCAUUAAGAGCUAGCCUCAGGGACCGAGCAUUAGACUGGAGGAAGGUGUGGCUAGGAGGUGUGGUGGCACAGGGGGUACCUGACACAGUGGGGAGUGAAAGGUAGGUCUCCUGUUAUCCACAUGAAAGG
Molecule: messenger RNA, 1177 nt
Organism: Cricetulus griseus (Chinese hamster)
Lineage: Eukaryota; Metazoa; Chordata; Mammalia; Rodentia; Cricetidae
Source: RefSeq, a predicted model, not a curated record